This is a messenger RNA of Saccharomyces eubayanus, 2784 nucleotides long. It is a transcript of the gene DOA4, whose product is annotated as ubiquitin-specific protease DOA4. The transcript has a single exon. Gene Ontology annotation, biological process: protein deubiquitination. The record is from RefSeq and is a predicted model, not a curated record. The coding region runs from base 1 to 2784 and encodes 927 amino acids. Gene Ontology annotation, molecular function: cysteine-type deubiquitinase activity. Lineage: Eukaryota; Fungi; Ascomycota; Saccharomycetes; Saccharomycetales; Saccharomycetaceae.
AUGGAACAGAAUAUCAUUAGUACUAUAAAUGAUGAAAACAUUCAAAACCGGUCAAAGUACCUCACGAUAGCACAACUAACCGCUAUCGCAGAAACUAAAAUAAAUGAAUUCAUCAUAAAUGGCAAAACAAAAGAUCGAGAUUUAAGCAGCCUCUUAGAUAAAUGCAUCGAUAUUCUAUCUAUCUACAAGAAGAACUCCAAAGAUAUCAAAGAUAUUAUAUCUUGUCGAAAUAAGGGUGCAAUGACUAAUUCGAACUAUGAUAUCAAAAUACAGCUAAAUUAUAUCUACUACAAGAUCAUUCAUAUCAUAGUGACUGCCAAGAUUCCUCAUCUAAAUGAAUUUGCGAAAAUCAAAUCACAUAAAAGUUCGAAGAAUGACGGCGAUAGCAAUAGUAGCAAUAAUGAAUUUCAAUUAAUGAACAUAUACAACACUUUACUGGAGACUUUACUAAAGGAUGAAAAUAUCACAAAGAUUAAAAAUUUUAUCAAGUCAUCUAUACAACAAAUGAAAUUGCACCACGAACAAGAGGAAUGUCACCUGAUGCAAACUGGUUCUCACAUCACACCCGAUCAGCUAAAUUCACUAAUAGUUUUAUCAACUAGCUCCUCCUCAUCUCAAAUGGAAACGCUGUUAAUAGAUAUACGAUCAAGAUUAGAGUUCAAAAAAUCCCACAUCGAUUUCAAAAAUAUCAUUUGCCUGGAGCCCGUUUCAUUUAAAAUGUCGUACUCAGAUCGCGAUUUGGAAAAGAAAUCAUUGAUUACAUCUCCCAACGAUGAAAUUAAACUCUUUCAAAGCAGAAACCUUUUCAAAUUUAUCAUUCUUUAUACAGACUCGAACGACUAUAACGUCAGGCAACAAGCCGUAUUAUUAGAUAUUUUAUUGAAUCGUUCUUUUGAGAAACCAAUAUCCAAUGACUUUACCAAAAUUUUUAUUUUACAAUCUGGGUUCCCAGGUUGGCUAAGCUCAAAUCAUGUAAAUCAAACAUCUUCGUCUUGUCCACAGAGUAACAACAUAAAGGAUGAUAGUGUGUAUGUGAACGGUAAUACUUCUGGUCUGAGUUUACAGCAUCUGCCCAAGAUGUCUCCAAGUAUAAGUCAUUCAAUGGAUGAUUCUAUGAAAGAAAUGCUGAUUUCACCGAUUCCAAUUAACCACCUACAACAACAGCAACAACAACAAUCCGACAAUAGUUAUAAAUUACAAAGAUCUUCAAGUUUUAAAAAACUGUUUUCAAACUAUACGUCUACUAGUCCCAAGAACAUGAAUUCAAAUUUAUAUUCUAUAUCCUCAUUAUCCAUCUCUAACUCGCCAUCUCCUUUACCUCUGUCUUCGCCUAAUUCGAUGAAAAACGAUUCAUUACCAUUUAAUUAUCCAGAGACUCCACACCUCUGGAAAAACAAUGAAGCAGAUUCCAUGACAAAUCAAAGGGAACAGUUGAAUCACAAUUCCUUCACUCAUAUUACACCUAUUAAUACAAGAGCAAUCACUACUCCAUCAAGAACCACCACACCAAAGUUGCAGCGGUUCCCGCAAGCAAUUAGUAUGAACUUGAAUUUGAAUUCCAAUAGCAACAACUCUUCCACGUCUACUAUACAACCAGCAUGUCUCACUUUAUCCAACAGUAGCUCUUUAGACCAUAUUGAUGUAUCCCAAACUUCGCCCUCUCAUAACUAUGACCUCGAUUUCGCUGUCGGAUUAGAAAAUCUAGGAAAUUCAUGUUACAUGAACUGUAUCAUUCAGUGUAUAUUAGGUACUCACGAACUAACGCAAAUAUUUUUGGAUGAUUCAUAUGCCAAGCACAUUAAUAUUAAUAGUAAAUUGGGUUCAAAGGGUAUAUUAGCGAAAUAUUUCGCAAGGUUGGUGCAUAUGAUGUAUAAGAAACAGGUUGAUAGCUCAAAGAAGGACUCUAUAUCACCAAUCAAAUUCAAAUUGGCGUGUGGAUCGGUUAAUUCAUUAUUCAAAACUGCUUCUCAGCAAGAUUGUCAAGAAUUCUGCCAAUUUCUUCUAGAUGGGUUACAUGAAGAUUUAAAUCAAUGUGGCUCGAAUCCACCUUUGAAAGAACUUUCUCAAGAAGCUGAGACAAGAAGAGAAAGAUUAUCUUUGAGGAUUGCCUCCUCGAUAGAAUGGGAAAGGUUUCUGACUACUGAUUUCAGUGUUAUUGUCGACUUAUUUCAGGGGCAAUACGCAUCACGGCUAAAAUGCAAGACAUGUAAUCAUACUUCGACAACGUAUCAACCUUUCACAGUAUUAUCGAUUCCUAUCCCAAGAAAGAACUCUCAGAAUAAAAUCACCAUUGAAGAUUGUUUUAAAGAGUUUACCAAAUGUGAAAACUUGGAAAUAGACGAGCAAUGGUUGUGUCCUCAUUGUAAGAGCAGACAGCCAUCCACAAAACAGUUAACGAUAACGAGGUUACCACGAAACUUGAUAAUUCAUCUGAAGAGGUUUGAUAACUUCUUGAACAAAAAUAACGAUUUUGUCAAAUAUCCGUUCUUGUUGGACUUAACUCCAUUUUGGGCUAACGAUUUUGAUGGCGUCUUUCCACCAGGUGUAAAUGAUGAUGAAUUACCCAUAAGGGGGCAAAUACCGCCUUUUAAGUAUGAAUUGUAUGGCGUAGCGUGUCAUUUCGGUACUUUAUAUGGGGGUCAUUAUACCUCCUAUGUGAAAAAGGGAUUGAGCAGAGGAUGGCUAUAUUUUGACGAUACCAAGUACAGACCCGCUAAAAAUAAAACAGACGCUAUUAAUUCUAACGCAUACGUCUUAUUUUAUCAUCGUGUAUACGGUGUUUGA